Messenger RNA from Saitoella complicata NRRL Y-17804, 948 nucleotides. Its product is annotated as alpha/beta-hydrolase. NCBI's taxonomy places the organism in Eukaryota, Fungi, Ascomycota, Saitoellomycetes, Saitoellales, Saitoellaceae. Gene Ontology annotation, molecular function: hydrolase activity. The transcript has a single exon. The record is from RefSeq and is a predicted model, not a curated record. The annotation marks the transcript as partial.
CUCGUCGCAAAGGCCCGGUUCUGGCGGUUUCUGAUGCAAAUCGGUAUGGCGAUCCAUAAGGUCGCUCCACCACUUCCACUAAGUCCCGCCUGGGAGACCACGAUACACGUCCCCAAAGACCCAGCAAACGGCGAGAAAGGUGGAAAGAUCCCUCUAGCCUUCUACGCGCCCCGCACCCACCGCAUCUCCCUCUCCCUCUCCCACCCCGUGUCAACAGUGAAGAGACCCCUCGUGGUCAACUUCCACGGCGGCGGCUUCACGAUCGGUAACCACCACGACGAUUGUCGGUGGUCUACAGCCCUCGUACAAAACUGCGGUACAAUCGUCUGUAGCGUCGGAUACCGUCUGGCGCCCGAGUAUGCGUUCCCAACGGCUGUGGAAGAUGGCGUUCGGGCUAUCAUGUGGUGUUAUGAACGGAGGGAGCAGCUAGGUAUCGACAUCAGUAAAAUCGCCAUAUCAGGCUUCUCAGCAGGCGGAAACCUCUCCAUCACAGUCCCCUUACUCUUAGCCCAAAAGCUAAAAGACAUGGAAAACCCAUGCCCCGGCCUCAAGAUCCGAGCAGUCGUCGCACACUACCCAUCCACAGACUUCACCCGUACCCGCGCCGAACGCCGAGCGUCGAAUCUCAGGCCCGAUCUUGGGCUUCCGCAGUUUUAUACUGAUUUGUUCGAUUGGAGUUAUAUUGGGACGGAUUUUGGGCAUGUUUCGCCGUAUGCGGCGGAUCCGCUGCUUUCUCCGUUGAGGGCGCCGGAGGAGGUGUUGCUUGAGGGGUUACCUUCCUCGAUUCAGAUUAUUGGGGCGGAGUUUGAUGAGUUGCGGCUCGAGGAAGAGAAGUUUGCCGAGAGGCUCCGGAGUAUUAACACCGCCUCGAGUGGGACGGGCAUGAAAGGCAAGAGGUUCCGCGUCGACUACGUCCAAGUCAAAGGCGAAGGCCACGCAUGGGAUCGU